This is a messenger RNA of Myxocyprinus asiaticus (Chinese sucker), 3551 nucleotides long. Its product is annotated as zinc finger protein 501-like. The record is from RefSeq and is a predicted model, not a curated record. Gene Ontology annotation, molecular function: DNA-binding transcription factor activity, RNA polymerase II-specific; RNA polymerase II transcription regulatory region sequence-specific DNA binding. Gene Ontology annotation, cellular component: nucleus. The transcript is spliced from 3 exons. Gene Ontology annotation, biological process: regulation of transcription by RNA polymerase II. Lineage: Eukaryota; Metazoa; Chordata; Actinopteri; Cypriniformes; Catostomidae. Bases 485 to 1594 code for a protein of 369 amino acids.
GUUUUACUAGGAAUAUCAAGGUUAAAAUAUAUUUACUGUAGUAAAACCAUGGUAAAUAUAUUGCGAGGGAAAGCAAAACUAUUUCAGAAAAACAAAAUCCAGCUCACAUUCCAGAAGACAUUCCAAAGAGCUCCAAUAAAACAAGCACCCUUGAAUGCUUGAAUGCAACUCAAUGUAGAAUUCUACUUUAGCCAUACAGCGCCCCCUGGAGGAUGACUAGUUCAUUGUGUUCACGACAGUGGAGUGCGCGUUUGCGGCAGCAGUUUGAGUGAGAGCACACAAAACAAUCCGAAGAAGAGAGAGAACAAAUACUACAAAAGGCAAAUCUGGUUCUUUGGGCCUCCAAACAUCACAGCAUUGAAGCCACUCCCACAACAAUUCAUCAAUAAAUACUGUAAAUAUUCCAUCAUCCUACAAGAGAAGAAGUUCUUCAGACCAGCAGGAAGAUCUCCAGGUGUAACAACUGAAGUCUGUGUGAUAUACUAUGGAAAAGAUGGAGUUUGUUAAAGAGGAGAAAGAAGACAUGCGUUAUCUAGAGCCAUACAACAUAAAACAUGAAGAUACUGAGGAACAAAUAGACAUCAUAAAAGUGAAAGAAGAAAGCCAAGAACUGAAUGAAGUGGUGGAGGAACAUCAGUAUCAGAAGCCUCAUCAUUUCUUAAGUGGAGAAAAAUCCUUUUUUAGUUAUGCAGAGACUGAAAAUAAUUUCUCACAAAACAAAACUCAAACAACAGAGGACAAAAACUCUUUCACCUGCUCUCAGUGUGAAAAGAGUUUUACACGUAAAGAACACCUUAAAACACACUUAAGAAUUCACACUGGAGAGAAACCUUUUACAUGUACUCAGUGUGGAAAGAGUUUCACAAAUAAACACACCCUUGAGAUGCACUUGAGAAUUCACAGCGGAGAGAAACCUUACUCAUGCACUCAGUGUGGAAAGAGUUUUGCACGUAAAGACAGUCUUAAUAACCAUACACGAACUCACACUGGCGAGAGGCCUUUUAAAUGCCCUGAGUGUGGCAAGAGUUUUAAAUGGUUAACCAAUUUCAAAGAUCAUCUACUCUCUCACUCUGGUCUAAAGCCUUUUCACUGUGAUCAGUGUGGUGAAAGUUUUAUUUCAGCAUCAGUUCUAAGAAAACAUCUGAAUGUUCAUGCAAGGCCGUACUUGUGUUCAUGUGGAAAGAGUUUUUCAUGGCUGAAGUGUUUGAAAGCUCAUGAGAAAACACACACUGGUGUUAAAGAUCAUGUGUGCUCUGAGUGUGGAAAGGGCUUCUCUACAACCGGCCACUUGAAAAGACACCAGAGAAUUCAUACUGGAGAAAAACCUUACAAGUGCACACAUUGUGACCAGUGCUUCGCUGUGUCAGGAGACCUGAAAACACAUGAGAGGGUUCAUACAGGAGAGAAACCGUACAAGUGCUCACAUUGUGACAAAAGUUUCGCACAGUUAGGACCAUUGAAAAGACAUCAGAGAGUUCAUACUGGAGAAAAACCGUACCACUGUCCUCCAUGUGGAAGGAGCUUCACCCAGUUACAUCAUCUAGUGGUUCAUAUAAAAAAGCAUUGUCCAGGUAACAAAGGUCAUAAGGAAUAAUUUGAGAUUUAGGUUUAUUAAAGAUAGGGAUUGUCCGAUCUAAAACGUUAUUUUGUAUGUAGUGGUGUAGUUGCCCUUGUUUACCACAAGAAAUUUUGUAAAAUGUUAGAGUAUUAGUUCAGAAAACUACUUUUUUGAAGUUGAAUGCUAUUUAAAGCUCGAAAUUCAUUAUUUACCUCUGCAACUCUGUGAAGGAGUGCUAUGUCGCAAAAACUGUUUACACUUAAAAUGUUAAAGUCUCCGAAUACAUAAGUCAGGCAUAUGAGGUAUUGUUUGAAAACGUAGAAUAUGAACUUUUCAUAGAUAACCAUCACUUCUGCAUUUAUAUUACAUAAAAUAACAAAACAAGGCCUGAAAAAAUUUGCAUUGCAAAUCAGCGCCACCUAGAAAUAUUAAUAUGAAUAUAAAAGUCUUUCAAAUAGCACUUAAAAAAACAAAUCAUAUUAAAGCUCUCAUUCUCGGGAAUGUGACUUUACAGUUUAUUUUGUUGCCCAAAUACCACAGUUCAAAAGAUUUUCAAAAGAAUUACAAAGUGAAAUAUGAUUUCUGUAAGACGUCAAAACACCUUAAUGCACCGAUCACUGCUGCUGUAAGCCCUAAAUAGCUAAAAACGUUAUAUCUGCUUUUACCUUAGGCAGUUUUCUAAAAAAUUUAUCAUUUUUACUUGUCUGUGAGUUUGCUUGUGUGAAUAAUAUAAUGUAUUGUCUUAGAUGUCCAGAACAAAAUAUGUGGUCCAGCAGGAAAAGCAUGUUAAGCAAAUAAUCGGAAAUGUAUAUUAUCGACUAUUGAUGAUAAAAUGUUAUACCAGGAAAUUUGUCUGUAUUAGUGAUGUGUCGUUCAUGAACAAUUCGUUCAUUUUGAAAGAAUCUUUUAUGUGACUCAGAAGAACGAGUAGUCUCAGAGAGUGAUUCGUUCAUUUUGUGUUGGCCGCGCAUGUGCAUUGCGCAACCUCCGUUCAUUUGUUACGUGAAAACAUAAAUGAUUAGUUCACCUUUCAACUCUUUUGGUCUGAGUCGUUCGUUCUUUUGUCACAUGAAAGCCAUAUACGCUAUGCAUUGCUCACAUAGGAAACAGAAAUGAUUAGUUAACCUCUCGAGUCAUCUGGUCCAAGUCAUUUGUUCUUUUGUCACGUGACAGCCAUAUAUGCUAUGCUCAUACGGCUGUCAAGUGACAAAGAAUGAACGACUCGGGCAAGAAGAAUCCAGAGGUGAACUAAUCAUUUCUGUUUCUCAUAAUUUGUCCUUGGCUGCAUUAUCAGUUUUUCCUUAUUGGGACUAUAAUCAAAGUUUGCGUAAGUAGACAUGUUGGGGGAGAUUUGACUAUUGAAAAUGUAACAUUUUAAUUUAAUUCUACUCAAAUGAACAAAAUGAUGAAUAAAGAUUUGUUCAUUUUCUGAACGAGACUCAAAGAUUGAAGUCAGUAAAAUUAUCCGAUCUUCCCAUCACUAGUCAGAAUGUCUAUAAACGAGCACAUAUAUGAGGGCUAAAAUGCGUUAGAACGCCACCUGCAUUUCAGAAUGUCAUUUUGUGACGGAAGGUAAUAGAGGAAAAUGUAUUUUUUUCUAGUUCUUGCUGCCAUCUAGUGGAGAUUUUGGAGGGAGAUGGGGUGAACAGAACCAGAAUUACAUGCUUAUAAAGUUAGGACAACAACAAAAAAUAUUUAAAAAUUAUAUUCAUCAUAAGAUUUUAAACAUAUACAGUAUUAUUUAUGAAUAAUUGGAGUCUUUUUAAGGGGGGGUGGGGGUUGUGUUCUGAAAAACAUUUGACCAAUUUUUGACAAUUGGUCCACAGAAUGUCUAAAUGGUGAGCUUUUUAAUUUAAGUGUGAAACAUUGCAGGCGGCAGCCCAAAAAUGCUCCAGAGUUGAAAUGGUUAAUACACCUCUCAAAACAAACAUGUAAAAAGAAACACAUAAGCAAAAUAAACUGAAUAAAGAUUGUUUGUAUGAAACAGUUGUGU